UUAGAGACCAACACAUCCAGCCACACUCCCACCCCGACUCUGUUACCUAUCGACUAAUUCUCGCCUCUUCCAGCAUCCCAUUAACGCCGCAAACUGGAGAGUAAAUUAAUAGUGUGUUUCCUGAGCCGCUUUUUGAACGGAACAGGUUGAAUUUCAACGAAAAGGGAAAUUUGCCUUGGACACCAAGAGCUGCACGGAUGAAGAUGCCAAUUAAUAACAUGUGCAGGGCCGUGAUGUCACAGAACUGAGGACAGUCUCAUUCAAUAUGGAGUUUGGAGAGCGGCUGGCCUCCCUGUCAUCAGCCCCGUCUGCCCUUCACAUGACCUCCCCUCCAGCCAGCUCCUCCCCUGCUCCACCCAUAACCCCCUCCACCAAAAGCAGCCUGGCUCCUGGCCCUUCCAGCGACUCCUGUCUCACCACCUGUGGUUUGUUACCAAGGCUAAAGGGGGAUGAACAUUUAAAUCUGCCUUUGAGCUCCAACGGUUCCCCUUUAAUCAGUCAUCCAGCUUUUGGUCUCUUCACAUCGAGCUCAGGACGCUCGGACUUCGGAGGUCUUGGAAGUCUUGGUUUGUCUGCCCUGGCUGCUCACUCUCAGUUUGGUACUGUCCCAGACUGGUGGCGGCCGGCUGAGGCACAUACCAGAGGAGCAGCAGCCUUCUUUCCACCUCUUCUGGGUCUUCAUCCUGUGUUCACCUCACAAUUUAAGGGCCACGAUCCGGUCCCCUUACAGUCACAUACCUCAGGGGUCAUUGGAGCAUUGAAUGGUAGGAGUGCUUCCUCUCCUACUGGGAACACUGCCGUGAACACCAGUUCAUUUCCAACAAUGCCAAACAAGGAGAAAACUAAAGACGACUGUGGUCAGAGGAGCAGCCAGGGACAAAGCCAACUGCAGCAGAAGACCGUUCAGAGAACAAAAGAGAAGAAUCCCAUUAAAAGACCUCUAGAGACCUCCAGCAUGAGCAGCAGCCAAUCAGGAUCCCUGUCAGACAGCUCCAGUGAUGGUGAGGAGAGCAGCAGUGAUCCUGAUGAUGCUGAAGAAGAGGAGAAUGAUGAAGAUGAUCAGAGCAUCGACAGUGAGGACUCUGAUUCAGAAAAAGAGAGCCGAGUAAAGCGAAAAGUCAAGCGGCUGACACAGAACACUUCGGGGAGUCAUAAGAAGGGAUCCUCUGCUGCUGAUAGAAGUACAGCUCAAGACAGACAUUGUGACAUUGUCCCGUUGACUUUAUACUCCUCUUCUCGUCAUGGUACCCAGCCACAGUCCUCUGCACCGCUCCUCAAAAGCUCCAGGAUGGCAGAGGAGGAGAGGCAGCAGCACAUUAGUGUCAUCCAGGCCACGGGAUUGGCAGCCGGAAACAUCGCACAAGGAAAGUCCCACAGAGAGGCCUCUUUGUCCAACUCACCCAAACAUUUAGCUCCUUCCAGCUCACCAAAACACAGCCGUGCUUCCUCCUCUCCUAAACCUCUAGCUCUCUGCUCACCUUCAAAAUCCCUGUCUCUCUGUUCCUCACCCAAACCUCUCCCACUGUUAGCCUCUCAAAAGCCUCAACAGACACCCAGAUUCUUAAUGCCCUCUCCAAACCACAACCAGCAUGUCGACAGCAUGAAGGAGAGCAACGUAAGACCUACACAAGAAGAGACCUACACGGGUCUCUUACACCUGAACAGCUUAAAACGGAAACAGCCCCUCCAUUCCAAGGACCCUGUGAAGCAAGUUUCCUCUCUUCUACCUAAGAGCCACGACCAGUUUAAAAGUUCAGCAUCCUCUUCAGCAUUACCAACACUGGAUAUACAUCGGCCAGAUCCACUGAGCAAUCCUUUACUGUCUGUCUCACACAGCAAAGAUAAAAAUCUGUUCCUGAAUCACCAUCUCAAUGGACUGGACCACAGUGCAGUUCAGGAUGCCCCCUUAGCCCUCAUCACUAAACCCCGCAGACAAAGCAGCAGCACCAUCUCCAGCAGCAAGCCGCUUCUGGCAGCCACAAGCCCUCCUUACCCAAUGCCCAUCAACCUGAGCAUUAGCACAAAGGACAUGCUGGGCAGCUCUUCAUCCUCUCUGAAAACAUCUGCCUCAUCAGGUCUUCCUCAAAGACAGAGGAAGACGAAGACCAGCAAGUCUCUGAAUGCAGGAAAGAGCCUCUCUAAAACCUGCUCAUCCCGUCCAAACAUGGACUCGCUAAGAGGCAGUGAGUCUGACAUCCACAGCAGCAAAGACUCUGACGACUCUUUAGGAGAUGACUGCGGAGAUGAUGAUGAUGAUGAUGAAGACGACGAUAUUGAGGAUGGAGAUUCUGGCAGUAGCUUAUCAGAGUCAGAGAGCAAUCUGGACAGUGACUCUGAGGGCUCUGAGGAUGAAAUGAAGCAGCACUGUGGACGAAAAGUAGACGACGGCACAGACAAGACUCCUCUGAAACUUACAAAAGCAUCUUCCUCUCUUCAGUCCUCCUCCAUGGAUCUCAAAGCAAACUGCUCCCUACUUAACCUGCAGAUCAUCAAGCCUCCAAGUUUACCAAGUAGCCUCCUCAGCCUGCACCCCACAGUAACCAGCCCAGGGGCCCUGAGUAAUCACAGCACCGUAUCACCCCACUUCACAUUUGCUGCAAUACCAGGAUCAGGGAAGAGGAGGAGAGUUACGGAUGAGAGAGUCCUGCGGUUGCCUCUUGAAUUUGGGUGGCAGAGAGAGACCAGAAUCCGAAGUGUUGCAGGUCGUCUACAAGGGGAGGUAGCUUACUUUGCACCAUGUGGGAAGAAGCUGCGCCAGUAUCCUGACAUAAUGAAGUACUUAUUGAGGAAUGGAAUAAGUGAAAUCUCACGAGAUAACUUCAGCUUCAGUACGAAAAUCAAAGUUGGUGACUUCUAUGAGGCCAGGGAAGGACCAGAGGGUUUACAGUGGUUCUUGCUGACAGAGGAGGAAAUCGCCCCCAUUAUCAUAGCCAUGGAUGGGAGGCGCAGCCGUUCAGCAAAGUCAGAGCACCAGGGGACAGGUGACGGCACUGCAGGCAGACAAUGGCAGUCUCAUUCUGUUAAUAACGGGGAAAAUAACUUCCAAGAUGUCAGUGAUGCGAAGCUGCUUCGCAAACUUGAGGCUCAAGAGAUAGCCCGACAAGCUGCUCAGAUCAAAAUGAUGAGGAAACUCGAGAAGCAGGCCAUGGCACAAGCAGCAAAGGAGGCAAGGAAGCAACAAGCUAUGUUGGCUGCCGAGGAGAGGCGGAAAAAGAGGGAGCAGAUAAAGAUUCUUAAACAGCAAGAGAAGAUCAAGCGCAUUCAGCAAAUUCGUAUGGAGAAAGAACUCCGUGCACAGCAAAUUCUCGAGACAAAAAGAAAGAAGAAAGAAGAAGCUGUCAACGCCAAAAUACUGGAGGCUGCAAAGCGAAACAAGGAGAGGGAAAUGCGUAGACUGCAUGCUGUCUUACUGAAGCACCAGGAGUUGGAGAGGCAUAGACUAGAUAUGGUAUGGGAGAGGGAAAGACGCAGGCAGCACAUGAUGCUCAUGAAGGCAGUGGAGGCCCGUAAGAAGGCAGAGGAGAAGGAGCGUGUAAAGAGAGAGAAGAAGGAUGAGAAACGGUUAAACAAGGAGAGGAAACUGGAGCUCAGAAGACUGGAACUGGAAAAAGCAAAGGAGCUGAAGAAGCCAAAUGAAGACAUGUGUUUAGCAGAUCAUAAGCCUCUUCCAGAGUUGUCACGGAUUCCUGGUCUGGUGCUACCUGGAAGCGCUCUGUCCAACUGCCUGAUGGUGCUGCAGUUUCUGCACAGCUUUGGAAAGGUCCUGAGGUUAGACAUCGACCUGGACACGCUCAACCUAAGUGACCUUCAGGAGGGCUUGCUAAACAUCGGGGACAGCAUGGGAAAGGUGCAGGACCUGCUGGUGAGCAUGCUCUCUGCAGCUGUGUGCGAUCCUGGUAUUCCUGCAGGUCACAAGAAUAAGACGGCUUUGGGGGACCAUUUGACUCAUGUAGGGAUCGGCCGAGACAACAUGUCUGAGAUCCUGCAGAUCUACCUGGAGGCCCACUCUGGGCAAACGGAGUUGGCUGCUCUGGCGCUCAGCCUCAGGACCAAAGCUUUUCAGGCCCAUGGUCCGUCACAGAAAGCCUCGUUGCUCGCAUUCCUUGUGAAUGAGCUGUGCUGCAGUAAGGCUGUGAUCAGUGAGAUCGACAAAAACAUAGAUCACAUGAUCAACCUGAGGAAGGAUAAGUGGGCCGUCGAGGGCAAGCUCCGCAAGCUGAGGAGGAUCCAUGCCAAGAAGACAGGGAAGAGAGACAUUGGUGCAGGGGGAGAGGAGAGCCAGACCUUCAAUAUCACUGCUAGAAAUAAAUCCAAGAAGAAAGAAGGAGACAGUGAGGAAGAAGAGGACGAGGAUGAUGACAGUGAAGACCAAGGAGAUGAUGACGAAGAAGAGGAAGAAGAAUCAGGGGGGAGAAAGGGAAAGAAAGCUGAGACAUGUGAAGAAGAGGAUGACAACGUUCACUCAGCCAACAUGGAGGAGCUGGAGAAACAGAUAGAGAAAACAUACAAGCAACAGUGCCAAAUCAGACAGAAGCUCUUCGACUCCUCUCUCUCUCUGCGCUCCAUGACCAUUGGACAGGACCGCUACAAGAGACGUUACUGGGUCCUGCCACAGUGUGGCGGCAUCUUUGUGGAAGGCAUGGAGAGCUGUGAAGGUUAUGAAGAGGUAGAAAAAGAGAAGAAAAGGCAGAGGUCUACUCAGUCGAUCAUGAUAAAAGAAGAGCAGUUGGAAGAGACAAAGAAGUCAGACAUCACCGGCCCAGCACCAAGCACAGACAGUCACACAUCCACACCUGAGAGCCAGCAAGACAAAGAAAGUCUAAAUCUCUUCCUUCAAAAGCCUGGAUCCUUCUCUAAGCUCAGCAAACUCCUUGAAGUUGCCAAAAUGUCUCCUGAUUCAGAUGCUGAUUCUCACAGCAAUCAUAACAUUCACUCUGUUCAAGUCCCUCCAUCUCAUCUCUUAUAUCCCUCCUCUCAGACAUCCGCUGCUCACUCGGGACUGAUAGCUAAAACAGACACUUCAGUGUCUGCACAGUGUAGUGGCCCUCAGCUCAAAGGCAGACAUCAGCCUGUCCUUCAUGACGAUCAGCUCUCCAAGAUACUGACCGAGAAGAACAACCAGUGGUUUAGCCUGUUGCCGCGCUCUCCAUGUGAUGAGUCCUCUUUUACCUCUGGCUCAAGCCCUCUGGCUUCAACCUCUCCCGCACAGACCAACGGCAACAAAUCCCCUUCCUCCCUCUCUCCUGAUCCCCCGGCUACAGACGGCUCCAGUGCUCCUGCUGGGAUCAAUAACCUGCAGUCUUCUGUCCUUCUGUUUAAAACAAGCAUUCAUGAGAGCAGACCCACACUGUGUGACAUGUCAAGUUCUGGUUCUGCUCUACCCCCUGUGCUGGAUGUGGCCUCCCAGUAUGCCGAGGGUAAUGCGAACAGUGUCCUCUUCCUGCCAAACAACAACAAGAGCAAAACCCCAGAACCUCCGAGUGACAAACCAGCUUGCGCUUCAUUCCCUGCUGUGGAGGUGUCUAAGACUUGGGACUACCCCAGUCCGCAACCGAUCCCUGAGGCGAUGCUGUGUGGCUGGUGGAGGGUGUCGGACAUGGAGGAACUGCACACCCUAGUAAAGGCCCUUCACAGCCGGGGCAUCAGAGAGAAGGUCUUACAGAAACAGAUCCAAAAACAUAUGGAGUACAUGACCCAGCUCUGCACCAACAGCAAGGAUGUGAUCAAUGUGGCACAGCUGGAGAGGCAGGAGGUGAGUGAGGCAACGAUAGAGAAUUGGUGUGUUGAGGAACAGGCCAUGGAGGUGGAUAUCAGCUUGUUGCAGCAAGUCGAGCAGCUGGAAAGGAAAGUUGUUUCUGCAAACCUGCAGAUGAAGGGCUGGAUGCAUCCUGAGUCUCAGUCAGAGAGGGAGGAUCUGGUAUAUCAUGAGCACAAGCUCCUGUCAUCUUCACCUGCUCCGGAGAGAAAUAAGCAGAGAGAAACCAGUCAGGAGGAACUUCCUGGCAGUGUGGUGCGGCGGCCAAACAAUCCCCUUGAUAUAGCCGUCAUCAGGCUGGCAGAGCUGGAGAGGAACAUCGAGCGAAGCAACGAAGAAGCAGCCGCUCCGGGGAUGAGAUUAUGGCAUAAAGCUCUCAGUGAAGUUCGCAGCUCAGCUCAACUUUCCCUCUGCAUUCAGCAGCUGCAGAAAACAAUCACAUGGGAACGAUCAAUCUUGAAGGUGCACUGCCAGCUCUGUCAAAAAGGCGAUAAUGAAGAACUGCUCUUACUGUGUGACAGCUGUGACGAAGGCUGCCACACAUACUGCCUUAAACCCAGGAUCACUACAGUACCUGAUGGCAACUGGUUCUGUCCCAUGUGUGUAGAAAAGUCCUCUGGGUGUGCUGUCACUCAGGAAGCUGGUCAGUCCCCCCGGAGCAAGAGGCAUCAGAGCCGAACAGCUGGAGAAGGGAAGAAAAGCAGCGAGGUAAAACGAAAUAGCAAGCCAUCUGUGGCAGGAGAACUCAUCAGAGAGGAGACUGCCAGCAGCAACGGCGCGCCAAAGAAAGGUACCAAGGAGUUCAAGAGGAGGAAAGGAGACGACAGCCCGCACAGCUCCCAGGCCGAGCAUGACGGACCCAUCACCUGUGCAAAAAAAGCCAAAACAGCCAGAGACAACAACACAAACGGGCUGGGGAUGUGCAGAGUGCUGCUGGCUGAGCUAGAGGCCCAUCGGGACGCUUGGCCCUUCCUCACACCAGUCAACCACAAAUCGGUCCCUGGAUACAGGAAGGUCAUAAAGAAGCCCAUGGAUUUCUCCACAAUCAGAGAAAAGCUCACCAACAACCAGUACUUGAAUCUGGAAAGUUUCAUUGUCGAUGUGAACCUCGUUUUUGAGAACUGUGAAAAGUUUAAUGAGGACGAUUCACAAAUUGGGAGAGCCGGCCACAGGAUGAGGAGAUUUUUUGACAAACGAUGGACUGAACUGCUGCAGUGAGAAAAGAAAGACCCCUCUCUUUUAACUGUGGCAGUAAAUGAAGACUUGGAUCAAAAACACUGCUGUACCAUGAGAACGGACAAAUUCUCCUGCUGAGAUCAAACUUCAUGGCUUAAAACCUCAAAGUGCAAUACUGUUUUGUUUUUUUUCAAUUACACUGACUUUGGACUUGAUCUGUUUGGGAAUUAAAUAUUUAGCCUGUAAACACUGUGUUGGUGUUGGCAUUUUUACCAUCAAUAUUUAAGUGUAUAUGUGUAUUUAUUUUCUAAAGUAUUUAUGAUGUGUUUUUCAUUUAGAAAUAAGCAGAAAAUGGCACACACCUUUAAAAAAUAUACAUUGUUUUUCAGAUUAUUGAACCAAUCAGAAAUAACUGUUUUCAUCUUUUUGACAAGCUCACAGCAGUUUUACUGUUCAACUCAAUUUAAGUGGUCACCUUUCUAAGUCUUAUUUUUUUAAAACUGUACUUCCAGACUUGUCAAAAUACCAUUCAUGUAUUCGGGAUGAUUGUACGUGUCUUCUACUGUCCUUUGUGUCCUCUCUAACACUGUUGUCUCCUCAGUAUUACAGUGCCUGACCUCUGACAACAGUGUGCAUGGGCGCGUUUUUGCCCACUUUCUGUGUGCGUAGUGUAUGUGUGUCCUGCGCGAAACACUUUUACAAAAUGUAAUACUCUUUCCAGACCUUGAAAAGAAUCUGUGUGGUGCAUUUACUGUGUUUCACCUCCAAGCAUUUCCUUCAGCCACAGUCCUGUCAGACAUCCUCCGGACCAAAGAGCAACCUGCACCGGGCUUUAAUCCAGCAAAGAGUCAGGAAGUGCCAUGGUCCAGCAGAGGCGUCUCAUGGCAGCUGAAGCCAAAAGACUUGAAGUAACUGUAUUUUAUUAUCAAUUUUGUCAACUAUGAGUAGCAACUUAUGAGUAUUAUUUUUUGAUAGUGGCA
This is a messenger RNA of Cheilinus undulatus (humphead wrasse), 7911 nucleotides long. Its product is annotated as bromodomain adjacent to zinc finger domain protein 2B. Bases 266 to 6973 code for a protein of 2235 amino acids. Gene Ontology annotation, molecular function: protein binding; DNA binding. The transcript is spliced from 39 exons. Lineage: Eukaryota; Metazoa; Chordata; Actinopteri; Labriformes; Labridae. The record is from RefSeq and is a predicted model, not a curated record.